GCUGGGCCUCGCUCCGGUGCCUACGCCAGCUCCCGCACUCGCCAUGGGCAACUCACACCACAAGAGGAAGGCCCCCAGCGGCCCCCGGACCCGCAGCUUCUGGCGCUUCGGGCGAUCGGCGAAGCGGCCGGCAGGCUCUGCCAAGGCCGAGAGUGACAAACGUCAGAGUGCAGGGCCCAGCCAGGGGCCAGGAUCUGUAGCAGAUGAACACCAGGACAAUGUCUUCUUCCCCAGUGGGAGACCCCCUCACCUGGAGGAGCUGCACACGCAGGCCCAGGAGGGGCUCCGCUCCCUGCAGCACCAAGAAAGACAGAAACUGAGCAAGGGUGGCUGGGACCAUGGAGACACCCAGAGCAUCCAGUCAUCCCGGACGGGGCCGGAGGAAGACACCAUUUCCUUCUGCAGUCAGAAGUCCUACAUGACCGAAAGCUCCACGGCAGAGGAUGCUCUCUCCGUCCGUUCAGAGAUGAUCCAGCGCAGAGGCUCCACCUUCAGACCCCAUGACUCAUUUCCCAAAUCUGGAAAGUCAGGGCGGCGACGGAGGGAGCGGAGGAGCACGGUGCUGGGGCUGCCUCAGCAUGUGCAGAAGGAACUUGGCCUGCGGAACAAUCGUGAGGCCCCAGGCACUCCACAGCCUCAUGGCCCACGGGAUGCUGUCCGCAUUCCCACAGUAGAUGGUCGUCCCCCGGGCCUGGCCUUAGGGACGGGGGUCCGGGUGUCCCUGCAGGCUCUGGAGGCAGAAACGGAGGCUGGCACUGACGCCGAGGCUAUACUACAGCGCCACAUUGACCGUGUUUACCAUGAUGACACGCUUGUUGGUCGAUCCACGGGAACCCGGCCACCACCAUUGAACCGGCCCAUGUCUCUCGCAGUGCCUGGACUGACAGGAGGGGCAGGACCUCCAGAGCCAUUGAGUCCAGCCAUGUCUAUCUCGCCCCAAGCCACCUACCUGUCCAAGCUAAUCCCACAUGCUGUGUUACCGCCCACAGUGGAUGUGGUGGCUCUGGGCCGCAGCAGCCUGCGCACUCUGAGCCGCUGCAGCCUGCUGUCUGCUAGUCCAGCUUCUGUUCGCUCGCUGGGCCGCUUCUCCUCAGCCUCAAGUCCACGGCCCCGCAGCCGCCAUGCUUCCUCGUCCAGUGACACCUGGAGUCACUCUCAGUCCUCUGAGACCAUUGUGUCUGAUGGGUCCACUCUCUCCUCUAAGGGGGGCUCUGAGGGCCAGCCAGAGGGCUCUGUAGCUAGCAAUAAUGUAGUAUCCCCUCCUCCGGGGGGUAGUGGGAGGGGAUCCCCCAGUGGGGGUAGCACUGCUGAGGUCUCAGACACAGCCAGCAUCCGCAGCAGUGGGCAGUUGUCUGGCAGGAGUGUGUCUCUGCGUAAGAUGAAACGGCCUCCCCCGCCUCCCCGCCGGACCUACUCUCUCCAUCAGCGGGGUUCCGCAGUACCCGAUGGGCCCUUAGGGCUGCCGCCCAAACCUGAGCGGAAGCUGCAACCACAGCUGCCCCGGCCACCCACCACAGGUGGGUCUUCGGGAGUGGGAGCAGCAGCUUGUCCACCCAGCUCAGCAGGCAGCUGGGGCUCUGGCUUGUCUCCAGGUGGCUCCAGGCGUCCUCCACGUUCCCCAGAACGGACACUUUCACCUUCUAGUGGAUACUCAAGCCAAAGCGGUACCCCAACUCUCCCUCACAAGGGUCUGGCAGGUGCUCCUGCUUCCCCAGGCAAGGCUCAGCCCCCUAAAGCAGAUCGAGUGACAUCCCUUCGAUCUCCUGGGGCCUCUGUGUCCUCUUCCCUCACAUCUCUGUGUUCCUCUUCCUCAGACCCUACUCCCUCUGACCGCUCUGGUCCACAGAUGUCCACCCCCUUGGGUGACAGGUUUGUCAUACCUCCUCAUCCUAAGGUGCCUGCUCCUUUCUCUCCACCACCGUCCAAGACCAAGAGCUCUAACCAAGAUGCCCCUGCUGUGGCUGCUCCUGCUGUGGCUGCUCCUGCUGUGGCUGCUCCUGGGCUAGCUUCUACCAUUGACACCAGCCCUGCAUCUCCUUCCAUGCCUCAGACAACCCUGACUCCACUCCAGGAGUCUCCCAUUGCCGCCAAAGACCAGUCACCUCCACCGUCCCCACCCCCAUCUUAUCACCCACCCCCACCUCCUAGUAAGAAGCCUGAGGUGGUUGAAGAAGUCCCCCCUGCUCCAGAGACUGCUGAGGAGUCCCUCCCAGAUUCCAGCUGGCCACCACCACCACCACCUGCCCCUGAGGAACAGGACCUGUCCAUGGCUGACUUUCCUCCACCUGAAGAGGUCUUCUUCUCUGCAGGCCUGGAGCCUGGCCCUCUGGAGCCCUGCAGCUCCCUGGCUACCACUCCUUCAGCUGCUAGCUCAUCCCAGACCUCACCCCAACAUACCCAAACCCCUCCACCAGCUCCACCUCCUCCACCUCCAGCUAGUUCUGUUUCAGAACCUCUGGCCAAGCUUCCUCAGAAGGAUUCUGUGGGCAAGAACAGUGGGGCUCCUAAGGAGGAUGCUGGCACACCUCUGGUCACACCCUCACUCCUGCAGAUGGUACGGCUUCGCUCUGUGGGUGCUUCCACAGGGGUUCCAAGUUCAUCUCCAGGGUCAUCAGCCCCCCAGAAGCCACUGCGAAGAGCCCUGUCAGGGCGGGCCAGCCCAGUGCCUGCCCCCUCCUCUGGGCUCCAUGCUGCCGUCCGACUCAAAGCCUCCAGCUUGGCUGCCACUGAGAGCCCUGGAAGUUCUCUGCCUGUUGGACCACCAGAGGCAGAGCCACGGUCUCCACAAUCUCCUGCCUCCAAGGCCAGCUUCAUCUUCUCCAAGGGCACCAAAAAACUACAGCUUGAGCGGCCUGUGUCCCCUGAGGCCCAGGCUGACCUCCAGCGCAAUCUGGUGGCUGAACUUCGGAGCAUUUCAGAGCAGCGGCCAUCCCAGACCCAGAAAAAGCCUUCCAAGGCUCCUCCACCUGUGGCCCGCAAACCCUCUGUGGGAGUCCCUCCUCCCUCCCCCAGUUUUCCUAGGGCUGAGUCUCUCACUGCUCCAUCCACCAACGGGCUCCCUCACGCUGAGGACAGGACUAAGCUGGAGCUGGCAGAGAAUGGAGGUGUGCAGCUGGCUGGUACAGAGAAGACGCCCCCUGCUGGUUCAGAUCCCUAGAAGAGACUGGUCUGGCCAUCAUCACCUGGCACUGCUGACCCAUCCCAGGAAUAAUCUCUCAGGGACCCGAGCAGCUCCAAGCAAGAGAGGACAUGGCACUUAGCCUAAGGAAGGAUGCCUGCAGCCUUAAUCUCCACAGCCUUUCAUGUUUAUGCAAGGAUGUUGCCCAUCCUCCAGGUCACCCCGCCCUCAUGCCUUUUCCUGAACGAUUCCCUUCCAGCAAUCCUUCAGCCUUGGCCUUAGCCUCAUCUUGAAGAAGGUAGCUGGUGGGAGUGGGUGGCUGUGCCCCCAGUCCUCCACCGCCCACUCCCACCACAAGGCCAGAGGUGGGAGCAGAACAUAUGUUUAAUUUGUUUCAUGUCGGGUAUCAUGUAUGUUUGUAGUCCAGAAUCAAAGCCCUUUGCAAAGUGACUGCAUGUCCAUCCUCCAGGGCUCACGAAACCACAUUCCAAGAGCCUGUUUACAUGGUGGCAGAAUCAGUCCUCGUUAGCCAGCCCUCAGCUGGGACCAGUCUGUCCAUUCUGCCAGUCUAGUCCAUGCCUUUCCUUAGUUCUUGGAGAUGGGCAAGUCAUCCUCACAGGCUUCCCAGGCUGGUGGCAGGAGCGGGGCUGUGGAAUUCCAAAGCACAAAAGGUACAGAGAGGGCUAGCCUUCCUGUGCCUCAACUUACCACCAACCACUCUCCUGCCUUCCAGUCAGGUGCUCCUCCUUAUAGGGGACUCAUGGAUGAGGGGAGGAAGAACCAGACGUCUGUGGACACUGCACUAAGAAACCAAAAACCAGACCAGAGUAGGAAGCCAUCUGGGGUCUUGGCAUGCUGGGCACCUGUCCUGUGACACUUGAUUGGGUUUGGGUGGAUGGGCACAACUUCAGAGCCAGGAGCUCAUGGGAUGUGUCUAUUUUAUCUUGGCAGGGGAUACUGCUAGGUGGGAGGAGAGCCUGGCAGGGAUUUACUUGGGCAGUGGGCCCAGACCUGGCCCUCAUUCCUUCUCUGACCUGUCUCUACUCUUUGGUGCAUGUCCUUUAUGCAGCUGCCAUUCAGCCAGGUGGAGGGAGCCGAGGCUGAGCAGCAAGGAUGGGAAGUCCAAGGGGGGUACCCAGUGAUCCUAAGUAGGCAGGCUGGUGGCUAUCCCCAGAUGGCAGCCUCUGCUACUAAUCUCUUCCUGGAAUUUAGUGACUCAUUGUCAGCCUGUGCCACCUUUAGGUAGGCUGGAGUCUUUAUCAGCUCCUAUGGCUGUACCUCCUUUAGGGCCACCUCUUGAGUCUUUUUCAAGGGGGGGCUGGAGCCUGGCAAGAGAUCUUGGCCUUUAGCUUCUCCACUACCAAGAGCGACACACUACCCCUUGCUACUGAUUUUCCUGUCAAGAAACGGGGAAAUGUGAGAGUUUAGGACCCUUAGCCUUCUUGCUAGGAUUGCUUGUUUGUCACUGUCUUUCCCUUGCCCAGUGUGUGAUGGGGGCUGCUGCUAGGCGGAUGUCACUGUCCCAUGAGGUGGGGAGGGAGGACAAUCACUCAGUAAGCACUGUUCUGCCCCAGGAAACCAGGCCCUGGUAGUAGUAAUCUGGGAGCUGCUGGGGGUGGGAAGCAGCAUCUUCCCCCUCCAGGGUUACUGGAGCUCUUGCCCUAACUUGGAUCUUCUCUGCUUGUUUCCCCACUGGGUGGGCCAGAGUACAAAGAAGAAAGGAGACUCUUAAAGAGGGGCAGUUAAUAUUUGUCCUCUGGGGUAGAUGAGCUUGACCUUGUGCAAAUGGAGAGACAAAAGCCUCUGAUUUGUAAUUUGCAUAAGAAUGUUAGAAGAGAGAAAUAUAUAUAUAUUUCCGUAAAUUUUUGAGUCUUUGAUAUGUCUAUAUAAACAGUCCUCCCCUAUUCCCUCUCAGAAGCUUGAGACACGUGACAAAGUUGUGUUUCAUUAAAAGGUAUUAAUUAAAUGAUUGAAACUUGA
Messenger RNA from Myodes glareolus (Bank vole), 5098 nucleotides. It is a transcript of the gene Nhsl3, whose product is annotated as NHS like 3. Gene Ontology annotation, biological process: cell differentiation. NCBI's taxonomy places the organism in Eukaryota, Metazoa, Chordata, Mammalia, Rodentia, Cricetidae. The record is from RefSeq and is a predicted model, not a curated record.